This is a messenger RNA of Ipomoea nil (Japanese morning glory), 1879 nucleotides long. RefSeq names its product probable WRKY transcription factor 21. The transcript has 3 exons. Gene Ontology annotation, biological process: regulation of DNA-templated transcription. Gene Ontology annotation, molecular function: DNA-binding transcription factor activity; sequence-specific DNA binding. The record is from RefSeq and is a predicted model, not a curated record. The coding region runs from base 635 to 1639 and encodes 334 amino acids. Lineage: Eukaryota; Viridiplantae; Streptophyta; Magnoliopsida; Solanales; Convolvulaceae.
UUGUUAUUAUUCUCUUUAUCCCCCUGCGAAUCCUGGGACUGGGAAUCCGAAUAAUUUUCACUUUUGGGCUCUGCUUCUUAUCUAAAGUUAGAAAAUGGAGUAAAAAAGCUUGCAUCUUUGUAAUCUUUGUAAUCUUUCCGCCCUGUUAAUGCUAGCUUCAGUGAAUGGGUGAAGCAAAAUCUUCUCUUGGGCACCUGUUUUUGUUUUUCUCUCUCUAGCACACACUGCCUAUGGAUAUUGAAUAAUCUAGGGUUUGCAGCAUAUCGAAAGUCCAACCAAAGGUCUGUUCUGUUUUGUUUUAUUCCUCUCCAGUUUCUCCAUUGAUUUUCUCUCUGCGUUUUUCAGUUUUUGGUUUAGUUUCUUCUGAAAUCUGGAUACACACUUGAUACUGGUGCUGUUGUGUUUGAUAAAAUGCUUCCUUUCUUGAAUUCAAUUUCUUGAAUUUGGAUAAAGGUAGUAGAAAAAAGAAAAACUCUGUUGUUGAAAAGAUGAGAUUUUAGUUACUUGUGUAUGUUUGAAGGAGUUAUGGAAGGAAUAUUAGUGGUUGCAGAGUUUCUUUAGUUUUAUGUCUUAGGUUUUAGGAAUUGGAGUUGUUAUUUCAUAGAAAAAAGAAAAAUUUGGGGCUGAAGUUAAGAUGGAGGAGAUUGAGGAAGCUAACAAGGCAGCUGUACAUAGUUGCCAUAGGAUUAUUAGUCUGUUGUCUCAACCUCAUGAUGAGAGCCAUUAUGGAAAGUUAUUGAUUGAAUCUGGGGAUGCUGUCCAUAAGUUCAAGAGGGUUGUUUCUCUGCUGAAUUCUAAGUUGGGUCAUGCAAGGGUGAGAAAGGGCAACAAGACUCAUCAGACCCCUCUCUCCCCGAAAUUUCUAUUGGAAAACCCCGUCACUGGAAAUGAUGAUCGCCCCAAAGCCCUUCACCUUCUCCCGAUCAAUUCACUUGAAAUCCUAAAUCAAGAAAGGAGUUGUACUGUGAAUAGUGCUCUCACAUUGGGGAACCCCCUUUCGCAUGACUUAAAGUUACAUGGUAAAAGCCCUAUUCAAUUACCCCAUUAUACUUCAAUGACAAACUAUCAGUUCCCUAAACAACAACAAAGGCAUGGAGAAAUGAUUUGUCAGUCCAGCAAUAGUGGCAUUAGUCUAAAUUUCGAUAGCACUACUUGCACGCCUACCUUGUCCUCUACACGCUCUUUUAUAUCCUCGCUGAGUGUUGACGGGAGUGUUGCAAAUAUGGAUGGAAGUGCUUUUCGUUUAAUCGGGGCCUCUUGCUCUGGGGAUCAGAGUACAUUUCAACGCAAGAAAAGGUGUUCUGGUAAAGGAGAGGAUGGGAGCGUGAAAUGUGGAAGCAGUGGCAGGUGCCACUGUUCGAAGAAAAGGAAACAAAGGGUAAAAAGAACAAUAAAAGUUCCUGCUAUCAGUAACAAGCUUGCUGAUAUUCCCCAAGAUGAGUACUGUUGGAGGAAGUACGGCCAGAAGCCAAUCAAAGGUUCUCCUCACCCAAGAGGAUACUACAAAUGUAGUAGCAUGAGAGGCUGCCCUGCAAGGAAGCAUGUGGAAAGAUGUUUGGAAGACCCUUCGAUGUUGAUUGUUACUUAUGAAGGAGAGCAUAACCAUCCCAGGUUGGCGUCACAAUCAACAAACACAUGAAACUCGAAUAACUGGUGGCGAGUUUCAUAAGGAUAUGACAAACCCUUUAAACUUUGUGGUCGGUUUAGGCUAUUGCAUAUCAGUGUACAGAUUUUGCUUGUUUAGAGUUGGGGAGUUAUGGUUCAAAGGUAUAGGCUUUUCCUUCAUGGUAUUAGAAAGGUAAAAUCUCAUGGCAAAAAUUUUCUAAUGGAAAGCUCAAAGCUGUUUUGUUGGUAGUGCAAUUGAAUUAUUUCUGUUUUU